AUGACCUCCCUUCGAAAUUCGAUUCACAGACGCAACCACAAAGAAAGAUCCCAAUUAGCUCACAGGGCGAAGCUUGGUUUCCUCGAAAAGCACAAAGACUAUGUCAAACGAGCCAAGGACUAUCACUCCAAACAAGAUAGGUUAACGCGGCUGAGACAGAAAGCUGCAGAGAGGAACAAGGAUGAAUUUUACUUUUCGAUGACAAAGGAGAAAACGAAGCGAGGCAUUCACGUCAAGGACAGAGGAAACGUUGCAUUGCCAACCGAUGUUGUAAAGGUACUCAAAACCCAAGACGAGAACUACAUCAGAACCAUGCGAGUUGCAGGACUAAAGAAAAUCGACAAAAUCAAAGCUCAACUCACAGCUCUCGCAGAUCUUGUCUUGGCCAAGGAUCCGGAGGAAAAUAGCCUCGAUGCCGAGGAGCUUGAAAUUCUCCAAGAUGCUGGUAUUAUAUCCGACAAAUUUAGUAAACAUUCACAGCGGCAUAUUGUCUUCGUUGAAGACCAAGUCGUUGAUACAUAUCCAGUGCCGAACUAUGUUGGUCCUUCGUAUCCUUCCAGUUCCCAUGUCAUCGAUGAAGAUACCAACGCCAAACCGGCAGAUCUAGGUUGGGUAGAACCAGACGCGACACCUCGAUCCAAAAAACGGAAAUCCGUACGAAAUGAUGAUGCUGACGGUGCUGACUUCCGCAAAGAAAUGGAGGGCUCGGCUACGCAAAAUCGCCAGCGUCUCUUGAAGGAGCUUUCUGCUCGGUUGGUGCGGGACAAACAGAUGCGAUAUGCAGAACGAGAAUUUGAGAUGCAACGGUUGAUGAUGGGCAAGGGUGCACGAAAGAGGAUCAGUGCGCCAGAGAAACUUGGCGAUGACUCUGAUGAAGAUGAAGACGCGUUAGAUGCGAGAGGGGGCCGUUCUAGGAAAACUUAUAUCAAAAAGUCGGACGAGACGUACAAACCAAGGGUCUACAAGUGGCGCAUCGAGCGCAAACGCUGAGGAUAUUCUAGCCAUGAAUCCCGUUGAUUACGAUUUAGUAUUAUAUUAAUGUCCAGUCCAUCCAUUGUGAUCAGUAAUUGCUAUCAGAAUGUUUAAUGAGAAGUCCGUUGUGAUGAGUAGUCGUAGAUGUAUGUAUGAAAAGUUCAGAGCAAGGUCGAAGCACCGAAGACAAUACCACCGGUGAUGAUCAGGGGAGCGAUACGCAAGACAUGCAAGAACGAUCCAUCAAGUAUAGUUUGUGCAUCAUUUGAAGAAGAAGAAGAAGAGGAGGAUGAUGUCUUUGGGGUGGCUAUAGCUUUGGCAGUAUAGGUGACAC
Lentinula edodes (shiitake mushroom) is the source of this 1306-nucleotide messenger RNA. RefSeq names its product u3 small nucleolar RNA-associated protein 11. The coding region runs from base 1 to 990 and encodes 329 amino acids. Lineage: Eukaryota; Fungi; Basidiomycota; Agaricomycetes; Agaricales; Omphalotaceae. Gene Ontology annotation, cellular component: nucleolus; small-subunit processome. The record is from RefSeq and is a predicted model, not a curated record. The transcript is spliced from 4 exons. Gene Ontology annotation, biological process: rRNA processing.